Molecule: messenger RNA, 1743 nt
Organism: Exophiala spinifera
Lineage: Eukaryota; Fungi; Ascomycota; Eurotiomycetes; Chaetothyriales; Herpotrichiellaceae
Exons: 2
Coding region: 1-1743 (580 amino acids)
Source: RefSeq, a predicted model, not a curated record
AUGUCGUCCACAGCUUCACGAAGAGUCGCUCAGGGGACCGCCGAUGAUGUACUCGUCCCUGCUCGAGUCGUCGUGGAUGUCGAGCUCGUUCCCGGUCGAGUCGUCGUGGAUGUCGAGCUCGUCCCGGCCCCAGUCGUUGUGGAUGUCGAGCUCGCCCCGGCUCCAGUUGUCGUGGAUGUCGAGCUCGUCCCGGCCCCAGUGGUUGUUGUGCUGGAAGCGGAAGUGGGGUUCGUAGGACACGUCGGGUCAUUGAGGAGGACACUGACAGGCCCUCCCAAAUUAUCGCACACACCGCUCAGCUCUCCCGCAGCAAGAGCGGCCGUCACUUGUUCAGGUGUGAGAGAAAGGCCAACAAGCUGGUUGUUGCCAAUCAAUACGGAAGCAAUGUUCGAAUUCAGCGAGAGGAGCGUUGGCACAAGAGAGAGGAGGUCGUUGACCGUGCACAGCAGACCACCAAGGAGGGGGCAAUUGUACGUGGCCACUGAGUUCGCCGUGAUCAAUGCAGAGUUCAAGCAGACGUUGAUGUUGAGGUUACAGAUAGGCGUUGCUGACGUUGUGGAUGAGCUCGUCGACGAAGAUGUUCUGGUGACAGUGGUCAGAGUUGUUGACCCUGGAGCAAUGGUGCUUGAUGAGCUUGAUGUCGUGCUCGCCGAUGAUGAGGUAGUUGCGGUGACAGUCGUCAGACUCGAUGACGGUGCAGCACUACUGCUUGACGGACUCGACGUCGUGCUCGCCGACGAUGAGGAUGUUCCGGUGACAGUGGUCAGGCUUGAGCUGGUCCCACUGGAAGUGCUCGUGAUAACUGACGAAGUACUGCUAGUUGGAGGAGCAUUCGGGCAUGUCGGGUCUCGGAUAGUGACACUGACGGGACCUCCAAGAGCGUCGCAGAUCCCAUUCAACUCUCCAGCAUUGAUCGCAGCUGAGACCGCUGCCGGAGCGAUACUCAGUCCGAGAACUUCAUUGUCGCCAAUUAAAACGGUGGCAACGUCAGGGUUGCAGAUAGGGCUCGCGGAUGUCGUGGUACUUGUCCCUCCGGAUGACGUGCGAGAGCUUGAUGUGGAACUGAAAGUGGUGCUGCUCGCGAGAGUAGAUGAUGGCGAACUAGAAGGCGAGCUGGAUGAGGAUGAUGAGGAUGAGGACGAUGAGGAUGAGGACGAGAAUGAUGAGGACGAGAAUGAUGAGGACGAGAAUGAUGAGGACGAGAAUGAUGAGGAGGAGGACGCAGCAGAAGAUGCUGACAUAGAAGACGUUGCUGAGCUAGAUGAGGAGCUGCCAGAUGACGCAGAGCUAGCAGAUGACACCGAGCUAGAAAACGAUGCCGAGGUAGACGACGAGGCUGAGCUGGCAGGCGAUACUGUGCUAGCAGAUGUGUCUGAGGUCGUAUACGAACUGGCUGUCGACGAAGCUAUGCUUGUUGAAGAACCUAUACCCGUAGACGAGGAAGUGUCUGUGCUGAUCGGUAAGACUGUACUGGUCGAUGAGCUUGUGGUGGAAGAUGACAACUCGGUAGACGUUGAAGAUGCGAGAGUCGUACUUGACGGGCUCUCUGUUGUUAGCAGAGACGUGGUUGUUUCCCCGGAAGACGUGGUUGUUCCCCCGGAAGACGUGGUUGUUUCCCCGGAAGACGAGGUCGAAGAGAAUCCUGCGGUAGACGACACGGUUGUGGAAGUUGCUGGGACAUCGCUGGUGCUAGAUACCGAGCUUUCGGAACUUGAAACGCUGGAAGCAGACGCUGUGGAUUGA